ACCGAGGCCUUUAAAGCAAUAGGCAAUGCUUUUGCAGUUCUGAGCAACCCUGAGAAGCGACUGCGAUACGAUGAACUGGGGAGCGACCAAGAGCACGUCAGCACUGGCCAGGCCAGGCACUACAAUUACUACACAGAGUUUGAAGCAGACAUUACACCAGAAGAAAUAUUCAAUGUGUUUUUUGGUGGGCAUUUUCCUACAGGAAAUAUCCACAUGUUCUCAAAUGUAGCCAGAGAUGCACAUUAUUACCCACGGAGGCACCGGGCCGAAAGGGCAUGGACACAGGAGCAGGAGGAGGAAGACAACAGGCCACAGAAUUCCUAUUCUGCAUUUAUCCAGUUGAUGCCAGUGUUCAUCAUCAUAGUAGUGUCAGUGAUAACCCAGCUGAUGGCCACCAACCCUCCCUACAGCUUAUUCUACAAGUCGUCCAUCGGCCACGUCAUUAUCAGAGAAACAGAGAACUUGCAGGUGCCUUACUAUGUCGAUAGGAACUUCGAGAAGAAUUACCAAGGAGCAGAACUCCAAGAGCUCGAGAAGACGGUUGAAAAGGAUUACAUAGACUAUAUUCAGACCAGCUGCUGGAAGGAGAAACAGCAAAAGUCUGACUUGUCCAAUUUGGCCAAGCUCUACAGAGAUGAGAGGUUAAAACAGAAAGCAGAAUCCCUGAAACUUGAGCACUGUGAGAAGCUCUCCAGUCUGAUUGGGAUGCACAAAGGGGGCUGAGCAGAAUGCACACGUUCCAUAGUUUUAUUUAUUGCUGUUUUAAGUUAUGUUUUUAUUUUCCUUCAUAUAAAAAGGGAAGGAGUCUAUUGUAAGGAGUGGAUAUUGGAGUCCUUCUGCAUGUAGUGCAGAGAAGGGCCAGCACGAGCUGCAGAGCUGCUGUUUGCUGUAAUAUAUCCUGUACAUUAGAUUCGGUUCCAAGGACCAGUGGCACUUUGUACAUUCAUUCCAGGGAGUUUCUCUUAGUUUGGAACCCUUCUGAAUCCAAACAGUGUGUGCUUCCCAGGAGAGCACGCACAUGCCUCGGCUUUCCAUGUUUUCCGUGGAGCUGAUCCAGUGGAUCCCGUGGACAGUGUUGUGCUCAGUGCUGGCUGUCAGCUCCCCUUCCCAUUCAGCACCCAGGCUGUCCCUGCCUCCACAGCGCUGUGAAGGAAUGGUGGGGUGAUUCCAGUGUCCUGUGCAGUGCUGAGGGCAGGAGGGACAGGUACCUGCCCCAGCUGAGCACCUGAGCACACUCCCAGCCCUCCCUCUGUCCAAGGGACUGUUCCCUGUGCUGCUCCACGGGAGGGCCGUGCCCAUCCUGCUCCGUGUGACACCAACACCACCAAGAAGAUGGGAGUGUGAACUGCACCAAUUCCAGUGGCUGCAAAACUGUAAGGAAAGGACAACCAUGUUGAUUUUCUCAUGUUUUCAGUGGCAUAUUUUGAAGCUGGCUGUUACAUUCUGACUUGGAUCUGCACACUCUUCUCCAGCUGCUCCAGGGGCCCUGCUUUUCCCGGUACAGUUCUCAUGUAGCAUAUUUUUACUCUGCUGAGCAGUUAUGAAUGUUUCACUGUAGCCAUCAGUACUGCAAAGAAAAAGACCCAUGUGGUAGUGUC
Molecule: messenger RNA, 1598 nt
Organism: Manacus vitellinus (golden-collared manakin)
Lineage: Eukaryota; Metazoa; Chordata; Aves; Passeriformes; Pipridae
Gene: DNAJC18
Product: DnaJ heat shock protein family (Hsp40) member C18
Exons: 6
Biological process (GO): cellular response to misfolded protein
Cellular component (GO): endoplasmic reticulum membrane
Molecular function (GO): Hsp70 protein binding
Source: RefSeq, a predicted model, not a curated record